Messenger RNA from Mugil cephalus (flathead mullet), 1263 nucleotides. RefSeq names its product chromosome 15 C17orf49 homolog (gene bacc1). NCBI's taxonomy places the organism in Eukaryota, Metazoa, Chordata, Actinopteri, Mugiliformes, Mugilidae. The coding region runs from base 303 to 938 and encodes 211 amino acids. Gene Ontology annotation, cellular component: MLL1 complex; NURF complex. The transcript is spliced from 6 exons. The record is from RefSeq and is a predicted model, not a curated record.
GACCUGUAAAGUCGCGCAACGUUCUCUUUAUUCUGUCCACCUUUGUUGAUCGGUAUUCAUAUAUUUUUUUAUUCUUUACGAUUCAUAAAUGAUUCAAAUUCAAACUUUUACUCGGAUACGUUUCCUCCGAAGCUUCUCGGUUCUUUAGAGAAACCUCCAGCUCUCUAUGGAAGCUAACCGCUAGCCGCCGCGAGCUCGCUAACGUUACAGGGGCUAACUUUAGCAGCUAGCCGUGUGUUGUUGUCCCGUUGUGAUAAAAACAAAGGAAAAACGAGUUUAAAGUGAAACAGAACUCCUCCAGAAUGACUUCUGCCUCUGCUAAGGUGGGGGAGAUUUUCUCUGCAGCCGGAGCCGCUUUCACCAAACUGGGCGAGUUGACGAUGCAGCUCCACCCGGUGUCGGACUCCAGUCCUGCAGGAGCCAAAUGGACGGAGACGGAGAUCGAGAUGCUUCGAUUGGCCGUGCGUCGCUUUGGAGACGACCUGAACAACAUCAGCAGCGUCAUCAAAGAUCGCACCGUUGCUCAGAUAAAAACCACCGUGAAGAGGAAGUUGUAUGAAGACAGUCGAGUCCCGAUUUCGUCCGAGUCGCCGAAGAAGACGGUCAAGAAAGCUGCUGCCGUCGCCAUGACGCAGGCCCCGGCCCCGCCCCCCACCGCCGCCCCGGCCCCCGCCAUGAUCGCCGUGCCGUCCUCCCAGGUUGUCGUGGCGACGGGCAUGCAGAACAGCCCCUCUCUGGCCCCGCCCAUCAAGAAACAGAAGGCGGCAGACGUGACGCUCAGCGCUCUGAACGACUCCGACGUCAACAGUGACCUGGUGGACAUCGAGGGACUCGGGGACGGCUCGUCCAACAAGAAGCUCAACUUUGACCAAGAAAGUCUCAACCUGGACUCCAGCCUCAUCAUGAACUCCAGCGACCUCCCCCUCCUCUCCCGCUGACCGCACACUUUUAUUUUUAUUAUUCUGGUUAUUUUAUUUUUCUAGACGUCUCCUGUGUCGUGUCCAGCCUCCGAGGAGCCUCAGGUCAGAAUCAUGUUUUAGUUGUAGGGUCCAGACAAACACGUCUGUGACGAUCACGAAGAACAAAGAGUCAAUAAACUAGAACACGUUUUAUCAGAAGACCUCAAAGCGUCGGUCGACACGUCUCACGUCUCUGGACGUCCUGAGGAAACAACGUGAGAUUUAUCGACUGAUUAUCGAUCGAUCAGCAGCUGAUGGAGAAACUGUUUUAAUUAUGUUGAGUAAAAAAGAACUAAAAAACAAA